AUGGCGCCAAAAGAAGAUUGGGAUAAAUAUAAAGCUCCUAUUGAAGAUGAUAAAACUACCGUAGAUGAGAAAAUUACACCUUUAUCAGAAGGUGAUAUUCAAGUUUUAAAAACUUAUGGUGCUGCCCCUUGUGCAGGAAAAUUAAAGCAAACUGAAAAAGAUUUAAAAGAAAUUAGAAAAAGAAUUAAAGAAAAAGGUGGUGUUAAAGAAUCAGAUACUGGUUUAGCUCCAUCUCAUUUAUGGGAUAUCAUGGGUGAUAGACAAAGAUUAAGUUCAGAACAUCCUCUUCAAGUAGCAAGAUGUACAAAGAUCAUUAAAGCUAAUUCAGAUUUGGAAAAUUCAAAUUCAAUGGAUAAUAACUCUACAAAUAAUACUCCUCUAGAUGAUACAAACCAUAAUAAUAAUAUCGAUGAAGAUAACGAUGAAGAUGCCAAAUAUGUCAUUAAUCUGAAACAAAUUGCUAAAUUCGUAGUAGGGUUAGGUGAACGUGUUUCACCAACUGAUAUUGAAGAAGGUAUGAGAGUAGGUGUGGAUAGAUCUAAAUAUCAUAUUGAAUUACCUUUACCUCCAAGAAUUGACCCCUCAGUGACAAUGAUGACUGUGGAGGAAAAGCCAGAUGUCACAUAUACUGAUGUUGGUGGUUGUAAAGAUCAAAUUGAAAAAUUAAGAGAAGUUGUAGAAUUACCUCUAUUAUCCCCAGAAAGAUUCGCCACUUUAGGUAUUGAUCCACCAAAGGGUAUAUUACUAUAUGGUCCACCUGGUACUGGUAAAACAUUAUGUGCUAGAGCAGUAGCAAAUAGAACAGAUGCAACUUUUAUUAGAGUCAUUGGCUCAGAAUUAGUACAAAAAUAUGUAGGGGAAGGUGCCAGAAUGGUUAGAGAAUUGUUUGAAAUGGCAAGAACGAAAAAGGCAUGUAUUAUAUUCUUUGAUGAAGUAGAUGCUAUUGGUGGUGCUCGUUUUGAUGAUGGUGCAGGUGGUGAUAAUGAAGUUCAAAGAACUAUGUUAGAAUUGAUUACUCAAUUGGAUGGUUUUGAUCCUCGUGGGAAUAUCAAAGUUAUGUUUGCAACAAAUAGACCAAACACAUUAGAUCCAGCUCUUUUAAGACCAGGUAGAAUUGAUCGUAAAGUAGAAUUCUCUUUACCAGAUUUAGAAGGUCGUGCAAAUAUAUUCCGUAUUCAUUCUAAAUCAAUGAGUGUGGAACGUGGUAUAAGAUGGGAAUUGAUAUCAAGAUUAUGUCCAAACUCGACUGGUGCCGAAUUAAGAUCAGUUUGUACAGAAGCUGGUAUGUUUGCUAUUAGAGCAAGAAGAAAAGUAGCUUCAGAAAAAGAUUUCCUACAAGCAGUGGAAAAGGUUAUUAAUGGUUAUAAGAAAUUUAGUUCUACAUCACGUUAUAUGCAAUAUAAUUGA
This is a messenger RNA of Henningerozyma blattae CBS 6284, 1407 nucleotides long. It is a transcript of the gene RPT1, whose product is annotated as proteasome regulatory particle base subunit RPT1. Gene Ontology annotation, cellular component: proteasome regulatory particle, base subcomplex. Lineage: Eukaryota; Fungi; Ascomycota; Saccharomycetes; Saccharomycetales; Saccharomycetaceae. Bases 1 to 1407 code for a protein of 468 amino acids. The transcript has a single exon. Gene Ontology annotation, biological process: proteasome-mediated ubiquitin-dependent protein catabolic process. Gene Ontology annotation, molecular function: proteasome-activating activity; ATP hydrolysis activity; ATP binding. The record is from RefSeq and is a predicted model, not a curated record.